Molecule: messenger RNA, 1830 nt
Organism: Sporisorium graminicola
Lineage: Eukaryota; Fungi; Basidiomycota; Ustilaginomycetes; Ustilaginales; Ustilaginaceae
Exons: 1
Coding region: 1-1830 (609 amino acids)
Biological process (GO): peptidyl-arginine methylation
Cellular component (GO): nucleus
Molecular function (GO): protein-arginine N-methyltransferase activity
Source: RefSeq, a predicted model, not a curated record
AUGGUGCACAAAGAUCCGGAAGGCUACGUCUCAGACUCUGGCUCCGCCUCCUCCGUUGACGACGACCACGACUUCGGCGACUGGCGCUCGGACGGUAGCAACCCUGCCGCUGCCACCCUCGCCCUCUUCACCGAUGCAGCUUCGGGCGAGCGCAAAUCCUUCUCCUCCCCCAUUGAGGCGCUGAACUACGCCAAGACACACGACAAGUGCGAUCUCGCUGCACUGGUUGCAAGAUUUCAGCUGGAUACGCUGCAGGUCAUUCGGCUGAUCAACCAUGUUCGACGCAACAACCUCACGCCAGAACAGGUUAACGGCAUCACGGCGGAUAGUGCGGUGCUGUCGGACGAUGACGAGUUGAAGCCCGUGCCAGGGUUUGAGGAUGAUGGGCUGCUGCAGGUGGACUUUGACCUGCUUGCGACGGAUGUUGGCGUGCCAGAUGCCGAGUCGAGCGACAGGCAGCGCAUUCGGGAGCUGGAGGAGCAGCUUGCUACAGCACGUGCGGCGUUCGACGAACUGCGCACCAUGCACGCUUCCACGCUCGGGCUCUCCUCUACUGACCUCACAGAGUCCUCGGGUGAACAACUUUCGCUCGACCAGCGCAGCCAGCUCGCGUCGGCCUCCCUGUCCCACUCAGCAGCCCGCACGCGACGUGGAGCGAACGAUGCCGAAGACGACGUGUUGUACUUCGACUCGUACUCGACCAACUCGAUCCACCAGACCAUGAUCACCGACUCGGCGCGCACGCUCUCCUACGCCCAGUUCCUACUCCACCCCGCGAACGCACACCUCAUCCGCGGCAAGACAGUCAUGGACGUCGGGUGCGGCACGGGCAUCCUCUCCCUCUUCGCCGCGCGCGCGGGCGCCAAGCAGGUGAUCGCCAUCGACGCUUCGGCCAUCGUCGAGCGCGCCAAACAGAACGUCGAGGCCAACGGGUUCGGGCAUAUCGUCAAAGUGCACCGCGGCAAGUUGGAGGAUCUGGCCGACGAGUUGAAGCAGUACGAGGGCAAGGUGGAUAUGCUUGUGAGCGAGUGGAUGGGCUACUUCUUGCUCUACGAGAACAUGCUGCCGUCGGUGCUGGUUGCGCGCGAUCGAUACCUCCACCCGACCACGGGCGUGCUGGCGCCGAACCGCAUGACGAUGCACUUGGCCGCGUUCGAGAGUCCCGCGCUGCUGCAGACCAAGCUCAAGUUCUGGGACGACGUGCACGGGUUCAACAUGGCCAGCAUGACCACGGGCCUGCUGGACGAGGCAUUUGUAGACGUCCUCGACCCAAACGAGGUCGUCUCCGAUUCGUUCAUCUUUGCGGACCUGGACCUGCCCAGCCUGCCUGCGAAACAGCCGGAGCCGUCGAGCGACUUUACGCUAACCAUCCAGAAGGACGCCAGCGAGGUGCACGGCUUCAUCUCGUGGUUCGACACGUUCUUCUUCCCGUCGGCGCGUGUCCCCGCCGGCGCCUCUUCGGCGUGCCCGGCAUUCAACCUGCAACCUACCGACGUCCACGGCCUGGACCUGCGCGCCAACCAGACCACCGCCACGCCCGAGUCCGCCACGCUACCCGAGCGCGGGGGAGAGGGUGAGCUGGUCGCCUUCUCCACCUCGCCCUACAGCAAAGAGACGCACUGGCAGCAGACGCUGUUCGUGCUCAAGACGCCCCUUGGCGCCGUCAAGAAGGGCGACACAAUCAAGGGCAGGAUCGUCGUGUUGCAGGACAGCAAGCAUUCCAGACAGCUCGAGUGCGAGCUGCACUACCUCCACGUACCCGCAGAUGCGCACAGCGACCGCAGGAAAAAGGUCGAGACCCAACUCGUGCAGGUGUACAUGGUCCGCUAA